Danio rerio (zebrafish) is the source of this 3287-nucleotide messenger RNA. It is a transcript of the gene chuk, whose product is annotated as component of inhibitor of nuclear factor kappa B kinase complex. Gene Ontology annotation, cellular component: cytoplasm; nucleus. The record is from RefSeq and is marked provisional. Gene Ontology annotation, molecular function: protein kinase activity; transferase activity; ATP binding. NCBI's taxonomy places the organism in Eukaryota, Metazoa, Chordata, Actinopteri, Cypriniformes, Danionidae.
UAAGGAUGAAAUGGACAGCUCUGCCGUUUCCUAUGGAUUAAUUCGCUCAUUUUACAGCUCACUGAAUUCUCCACAUUAUAUGUGGCUGGUUAAAGCAAGUUAGAAACACAAACGGACGCAAGAUGGAGAAACCCCCUUUCAGACAGAAUCAGGUCUGUGGCUCAUGGGUUAUGAAGGAGAGGCUUGGAACAGGAGGAUUUGGCCAUGUCUAUUUGUAUCAGAAUCAGGAAACAUCAGAAAAAAUAGCUGUGAAGCUCUGUCGCCUUGAGCUUAAUUCAAAAAACAAAGACAGAUGGAGUCGAGAGAUCCAGAUUAUGAAAAAGCUAAAGCACCUUAAUGUUGUCACAGCAAAGGAUGUGCCUGAGGAGAUGAUGCACAUUGCCUUGAAUGAUUUACCACUUUUAGCCAUGGAGUAUUGUUCCAAAGGAGAUCUUCGUAAGUUGUUGAGCAAACCUGAAAAUUGCUGUGGGUUGAAAGAGAGUGAGGUGUUGUCUCUACUCAAUGAUGUUGGUUCUGGAAUCCAGUACCUUCAUGAGAAUAAGAUCAUACACAGGGAUCUCAAGCCAGAGAAUAUUGUGCUGCAAGAAAUUAAUGGAAAGCUUGUUCACAAGAUAAUCGACCUUGGUUAUGCCAAAGACCUGGACCAGGGGAGCUUAUGCACUUCAUUUGUGGGGACUUUACAAUAUCUGGCUCCAGAGCUUUUUGAAGGCAAGUCCUACACAGUCACUGUGGACUUUUGGAGCUUUGGCACCAUGAUCUUUGAAUGCUGCUGUGGAUUUCGUCCAUUUCUUCACAAUCUUCAGCCUGUGCAGUGGACAAGCAAAGUGCGAAACAAAGGUCCGAAGGAUAUAAUGGCUGUGGAAGAUAUGAAUGGCGAGGUCCGCUUUUCCACCCACCUUCCAUACCCAAACAAUCUUAGCAGGACACUACUGGAGCCCUUGGAAGGCCUUUUACAGCUGAUGCUCAAAUGGGACCCUGUACAGAGAGGAUUAGGACUGAACACAGAUUCAAAACAGCCCCAGUGCUUUGUUCUUCUAGAUCAAAUACUGAGCAUGAAGGUUGUGCACAUCUUGAACAUGACUACGACCCAGGUUCACUCAUUUUUGCUAAGCCCAGAUGAAGGGCUUCACUCUCUGCAACAGAGGAUUGAGAACGAAACCAAAAUUGAACUUUUGAAUCAAGAUCUUCUGCAAGAAACAGGAGUCAUGUUAGAUCCCAGGAAACCUGCUGCACAGUGUGUGUUAGAUGGAGUAAGAGGAUGGGACAGCUACAUUGUAUAUCUGUUUGACAAGAGUUUGACCAAGUACAUGGGACCUUUAACUGCUAGAACACUUCCCGAAAGUGUCAACUUUAUUGUUCGGGAAACCAAAACUCAGCUCCCACUAAGUACCCUAAAAAAGGUUUGGGGUGAGGCGGUUAGCUACAUUUGUGGCCUCAGAGAAGACUACAGCCGCCUCUUCCAGGGCCAGCGUGCAGCCAUGCUGAGUCUUCUUCGCUUCAAUACAAAUUUGACAAGAUACAAGAACAUGAUGUUCUCCUUUUCACAACAGCUCAAAGCAAAGCUGGACUUUUUUAAGACCAGCAUACAGUACGACUUGGAGAAAUACAGUGAUCAGAUGCAGUAUGGCAUAUCUUCAGAAAAGAUGCUGAAGGCUUGGCACGAAAAUGAAGAGAGGGCUGCUGCUUUUGCACAGGUGGCAGAGAUUGGUCAUCUGGAUGAGGAAAUAAUGGCGUUGCAUUCGGAAAUCGUUGAGUUACAGAGAAGUCCUUAUGCUCGUCGUCAAGGAGAUGUCAUGGAGCAGUUGCAAGAGAAAGCCAUUGAACUCUACAAACAGUUGAAGGCAAAAUGCAAAAUGCCAGACCCUCAGCAUGGCUACAGCGACAGCUCUGAGAUGGUGAAGGUCAUAGUACAGACUGUCCAGAAUCAAGACCGGGUGCUAAGAGAUCUAUAUGCACACCUCAGUAAAAUCCUUCUGAGUAAGCAGAAGAUCAUCGACCUCUUCCCUAAAAUCGAGAGAACGCUGGAAUGCAUAAAGGAGGCAGACACCACAGUCAUGCAGAUGCAGAUCAAGAGACAGAGAGAGUUCUGGCACUUACUGAAGAUUGCCUGUGCACAAAACACCACACGGAGCUCAGUGAGUCAGAGCGGAGAAAUGCCCUCCUCGCUGUCUACGUGGAACCAGACUCAAGCCCAGUGUUCCUCCCGUCUCCCCAUGUCCUUGCAAGUGCCACACGAGGGUGAUUCAGUUAAUCAUUUACUGGAGGAGAAUCAGCGUUACUUGACUCAGCUCACCAGUUUACUGCAAGAAACCACCGAGGAGAAAUCGGAGAGCAUAAUGGCUCAGGACUGGAGCUGGACAAAAUACGAAUCCCUGGUUGCUAAAUCACCGCGUUUGUAGAGUCACGUGACAGGAAGUAACUCUUUUAAAUGCAUUUAUUCAUCACCGCUGGAUUGGGGUUGUGUUAACUCAUAUGAUUCGUUCAACAUUAAGUAACUUUGUCGGUGUCUGCAUUCAGUUCAAAUGAGAUUGUACAGUCUUGUAGCAACCUUAUAUAUUUUGGGGGAUGCAUUUUUAAUUGACUUAAAAAAAAAAACAUGUAAGCUAAAUUCAGGCAGUGUAAUUCCAGAAAUGUAUUUAUUUACGUACUCCAUCGUUCUCUGUAUGGGCUGAUUGUACUUUGAUUUUAAGUGAUGGGUUGUUGUUUUUUUUAAUAUGGUGGUUCAGCAUCUGCACUUUAAAGGCUCACUGUGAAUGUUCGGAAAGGUGUCAGGACUAACAGUGAAAUUGGUCAUGUUCAACUGCCAUUUUGAAAUGUUACUAAAGGCCUAAGUUUUAAAAAAGGAUUAAAUUGGUCUAAAUGAAAAGCAGAAUAAUCAUUAAGUUGAUUAAUUCAUUAACUCUUCAACUAUGAGAAUGAGUUUUAGGAGAAUGUUUUAUCAGACGUGUUCAGAUCAGUUUAGUAUUGACGACAGCAGACAUCUUAUUAUCAGGUUAUUAUGGUGGUUAUUGAAUGUGGAUAUUCAUCAGUGGGCAAAUUAUAAUAAAUUAAUUUCGUCCAUCUUACUCCCUAUUUAAAUCACAUUUUCAGACAUGUUUUUUUUUUCCCGAGGAUGAUUAGUGUCACACAAACAAAAACUGUUGUACAAUGUUUUGCAUAAUAUCAUUAUUUUGUUUUUGUUGGAUUAUUAUUGGAUGAUAUUUCAGACAUGGGUUAAAAGCAUCUUAUUAAAAACACUUUGGUUUUAUCGUGUUUACUGUACAUGACAAAUAAACUGAUAUCCAUUA